ACGACUACGACUGAGACUGAGACGAGAUACAUCGUGAAAAAUGUGCCUCGAUCUCGGACGCACGGAGCUCUACAUCUCGGCCUUCACGAGCAAUGCCGCUUCAAAUUCCCCAUCCCAAGACCCCUCUUCACCUCUACCGGCAUCUUCUCCGCGAGUCCACCUAUCUCCCGGCUCUAUGCCGGCCCUGGGUCGCCUGGCGCAUCCAACAGAGAUUCCGUGACUGUCGUGAUAAGCAACCUGCGACCACCAGUAUCAAUAAGGCCCAUACCUCGCUCCGUUAUCUGCGCUCCGCCAAUGCUGGCAAUAUCCACCGCAUCGAGCGCCUCUGCUUCAUGGCCACCGGCCGAGUUGGCAAGCGCCGCCGUAUCCUCACCUCUUCCCAGCUCGCCCGGGCCCCUCCUACCGAUACCACCGCGCUAGAGCAAUCCCGUGUCCAAAAUGUCGUCACCUCUUCCCCGUCCAAUGGCGCACCCGGUGUCACCAGUGCUUCCGCUACGCCUACCAGCCACGAUUGGCUUGAGAAUUGGUCAAUCGACAUGAUCGAGGCCCUCGCUCGGUCCCAAGUUUCCCAGCAAGCCCGCGACUGGCCCCAAAACAUGCGUCGCGCCCUCGAUACCAGGCACAUCACGACCGGUACCAAUUGCUUCGGCCAACCCUACGGCCGUAAACUGGUUCGGAACAAGCUGAAGAAACACUGGGCCAGCGUCCUUAAGCAAAUCUUACCUCCGCUACCUCGCGGUGAAUGGGAUCACCUGGCUGCCCUAGUCCAAGCUCAGCCGAGCACCGACGAGCUGAAAAUACCCUCGAGGAGGCCCGUCGCACGGCCCGUUCAAGGCCAUAGUCUUGCCUCUAUGAGUGAGCCUUGGGAUUGGACCCAACACGUCCUCAAACCAGCACGUGUUAUAGAGAGGGGAAGCAGCCGCAAGCAGAAGUCUCUCACUGGUAAGGAGGACCAGGACCCUCGCGGCCAUGGCAACCCCAUAGGUGUUCGAGUCAUUAGUCCCCGGGUGCUCCAGCGCCUAUACGCCCGUAUCUGGAAUAUGUCGCCCCUCAUGGAAAAGAAACCCGGAAUGCAGAAGUGGUCUGUGUCUUGGGGGAAGGAGGAGGAUAGAAUCUCAGCACCAUCGCCUAGAGAUCUCUUUUUCUUUGAAGGUGUCGCAAAUGACGGAAGCCUACUGAACGGGGGGAAACAGUCAUCGACAAGUAAACAACAUCGAGAAGUUAAGGGCGGCUAAAGAUAUCUAUGCUACUGCUGUCGUACAUGAUCUUAACGUCAACCCCCUCCCCCCCUUCCCCCUCGAUUGAACACUGCCGAGGUUUAUACUGGGUAAUCUAUGGCUUGUCCUGACUGUCUGU
Molecule: messenger RNA, 1356 nt
Organism: Xylaria bambusicola
Lineage: Eukaryota; Fungi; Ascomycota; Sordariomycetes; Xylariales; Xylariaceae
Exons: 1
Coding region: 93-1235 (380 amino acids)
Source: RefSeq, a predicted model, not a curated record